AUGCUCUAAGGGCUCGGCGUUCCGCAGCGGCUGAGGCGACUGGGAUUUCGUUUGGGCGGCCGCAUGGUCCCGGACUUGUGUGACUUGGUCCUUCUUGGCUGCCUGUUCUCAAAACCGUGCAGAUAGUUUGUAGAGGAUGCCCCACGAGGAAAUCUCCAACACAGCUCAACCUCAGGAGCAAGACUGUCUACCAAGUCAGCAUGUCAGUGCUAACGAAGGCUUGUCAGCUGGGCAGGAGAAUGGUGGGGUAUCGGAGGCUAGAGAGUGCCUCUCCUCUGCUUCCUGUGAGUACCGGCCAUCCACAUCCGAAGCCACAAGGCGAGGGCCAACCUUGCUACACAUUGAUCGGCAUCAGAUCCCCGCAGUGGAGCCGGGAGCGCAGGCCCUGGAACUGCAGGGCCUGGGUGUGGAUGUCUACGACCAGGCCGUCCUGGAGCAAGGAGUGCUUCAGCAGGUGGACAGCGCAAUGCAUGAGGCCAGCCGUGUGGCCCAGAUUGCUGAUGCGGAGAAGGAGUAUCAGGCAGUCCUGGAUGACCUCAUGUCAUGUACAACAUCCCUAAGACAAAUCAAUAAAAUUAUAGAGCAACUUAGCCCUCAAGCUGCCACCAACAGAGAUAUCAACAGGAAGCUGGACUCUGUGAAACGACAGAAGUAUAACAAGGAACAACAGCUAAAGAAGAUAACUGCAAAGCAGAAACGUCUCCAGGCCAUCCUUGGAGGGGCCGGGGUCCAAGUGGAACUGGAUCAUGCCAGCCUGGAGGAAGAAGAUGAAGAGCCAGGGCCGUCAUGUCUUGGCAGUAUGCUCAUGCCUGCCCAGGAGACCGCCUGGGAAGAGCUUAUCCGCACUGGCCAGAUGACACCAUUUGGUACCCCAACCCCCCAGAAACAGGAGAAAAAGCCGAGAAAAAUAAUGCUCAAUGAAGUAUCAGGCUUUGAAAAAUAUUUGGCAGACCAAGCACAACUGUCGUUUGAAAGGAAGAAACAAGCUGCUAACAAAAGAGCAGCUAAAAAAGCCGUGGCCAAAUCGGAGUCAAGCCCAGGACCAAGUGAAAGUAAGCCAAAACCAAGAGGCCAGGUCCUCUCUCAGGCAGAUAAGCGCUUGAAGAAGCACAUCAGGAAGCUCCAGAAGAGGGCGCUGCAGUUCCAGGGGAAAGUGGGAUUGCCAAGGGGGAAGAAACCUCGGGAGCCUGAGGUGAGGCCAGAGGCAGAGGGAGACACUGAGGGUGAGGAGUCUGGGUCCUUUUCCACCGAAGGGGAGGAGGAGGAAGAGCAACAGGAGGAGGAAGAAGGGGUAGCCAGCCUGUCUUCCGAUGACAUCAGCUAUGAAUUGAAGCCUCUUCGGAAGGGCCGGAAAUACCAGAAGAAAGUCCCAGUGCAGGAGGUUGAUGAUGACUUUUUCCCAAGUUCUGGGGAGGAAGAUGAAGCUAUGGAAGGAAGAGGAGGAGGUCGCAAGGUAGCAAGGUGUCGAGACGACGGAGAUGAGGAUUCUUAUAAGCAGCGGUUAAGGAGGUGGAAUAAACUGAGGCUGCAGGACAAAGAGAAACGCCUGAGGCUUGAAGAUGAUUCUGAGGAAAGUGAUGCCGAGUUUGAUGAAGGUUUCAAAGUGCCGGGUUUUCUGUUCAGAAAGCUCUUUAAGUAUCAGCAGACAGGUGUUAGGUGGCUGUGGGAAUUGCACUGCCAGCAGGCAGGAGGAAUUCUGGGAGACGAAAUGGGAUUGGGCAAGACCAUCCAGAUAAUUGCCUUCUUGGCAGGUCUGAGCUACAGCAAGAUCAGGACUCGCGGUUCAAAUUACAGGUUCGAGGGACUGGGGCCUACUAUAAUUGUCUGCCCAACAACAGUGAUGCAUCAGUGGGUGAAAGAAUUCCACACAUGGUGGCCUCCAUUCAGAGUGGCGAUUCUGCAUGAAACAGGUUCCUAUGGCCACAAAAAGGAGAGGCUGAUCCGAGAUAUUGUCCAUUGUCAUGGAGUCUUGAUAACGUCUUAUUCCUACAUUCGGCUGAUGCAAGAUGACAUUAGCAGACAUGACUGGCACUAUGUGCUCUUAGAUGAGGGACACAAAAUUCGAAAUCCAAAUGCUGCUAUCACCCUUGCUUGCAAACAGUUCCGCACACCUCAUCGGAUCAUCUUGUCUGGAUCACCGAUGCAGAAUAACCUCCGAGAGCUGUGGUCACUCUUCGACUUCAUCUUCCCAGGAAAGCUAGGCACAUUGCCUGUGUUUAUGGAGCAGUUCUCUGUCCCCAUCACUAUGGGAGGAUAUUCCAAUGCUUCCCCAGUGCAGGUUAAAACAGCCUAUAAGUGUGCAUGUGUCUUAAGAGACACCAUUAACCCAUACCUACUGCGGAGAAUGAAAUCAGAUGUCAAGAUGAGCCUGUCUUUGCCAGAUAAAAAUGAACAGGUCUUAUUUUGCCGUCUAACUGAUGAACAGUAUAAGAUCUACCAGAAUUUCAUUGACUCCAAAGAAGUUUAUGGGAUUCUCAAUGGAGAGAAUCAGAUUUUCUCUGGACUUGUAGCUCUGAGGAAGAUCUGCAACCACCCAGAUCUCUUUUCUGGCGGUCCCAAGAAUCUCAGUGGUCUUCCAGAAGAUGCUCUAGAAGAAGAUCAGUUUGGUUACUGGAAACGCUCAGGGAAGAUGAUUGUUGUUGAGUCUUUGCUGAAAAUAUGGCAUAAGCAGGGUCAGCGGGUGCUGCUCUUUUCCCAGUCAAGGCAGAUGCUGCACAUCCUGGAAGUGUUCCUGAGAGCCCGCAAGUAUUCCUACCUCAAAAUGGAUGGGACCACUACCAUCGCGUCCAGACAGCCGCUCAUUACAAGAUACAAUGAGGACACAUCCAUCUUUGUCUUUCUCCUGACCACACGGGUGGGCGGCAUAGGCGUGAACCUGACUGGGGCCAACAGAGUCAUCAUCUACGACCCUGACUGGAACCCAAGCACCGACACACAGGCCCGGGAACGAGCAUGGAGGAUAGGUCAGAAGAAGCAGGUCACUGUCUACAGGCUUCUGACAGCUGGCACCAUUGAGGAAAAGAUCUACCACCGACAAAUCUUCAAGCAAUUUUUGACCAACAGAGUGCUAAAAGACCCAAAACAGAGGCGCUUUUUCAAAUCCAAUGACCUUUAUGAGCUGUUCACUCUGAGUAGCCCCGAGCCCUCCCAGAGCACUGAGACAAGCGCUGUUUUUGCAGGAACUGGCUCCAAUAUUCAGACACCCAAAUGCCAUUUACAAAAAAAGACUCCACCAUCCCUAGGAACAGAUCCCAAGAAAUUCCCUGUUUCUGACACAUCUGCAAAUGGCGCCACCCUGACUGAAGAAAAAUGUAAGGCAGUGGGGGCUGCAGGAAGUGAAACUUCUGGAGAAAGUGGCCCUUUGAAAGGCGACCAUCAUACGAGUGGGAACAGAACCAGUAGGACUGUGCUUGGAGAAGAGACGGAUGCAGGGUCCAGGCUGGAGGAGCGCUCCCUGAUGAGUGCAGAUGGGAAGUGUUCAGACUCUCCAGCCGUCGAGCACACUUCCGGGCCAUCUGGUGAGGCGACCACUGGUGGGGAGCAGGGCUCUCCCUGUAAAGGAGGGUGCUGCCAGGCUCAGACAGAGCCCGUCUGCGUGAGUCAGCAGACAGAAGGGCGUUUCUUUAAGCACAAAUCAAAAAGGAAACAUGAUGUAGCAGAGGGAGAGACUUCACAGACACCUCUGCAGCCCCAGCAAAAGGCCAAGACCUCCAAGCACUGCAGAGACGCCAAGUUUGAGGGAACUCGAGUCCCGCACCUGGUGAAGAAGAGGAGGUACCGCCAGCAAAACACUGAGCAGGAGAGCGAGGCCAAGGAACGGAGCAGUGAUGAUUAUGUUUUGGAAAAGCUUUUCAAAAAAUCAGUGGGAGUGCACAGUGUCGUGAAGCAUGAUGCCAUCAUAGAUGGGACCAGUCCGGAUCAUGUGCUGGUGGAGGCAGAAGCCAGCCGAGUGGCUCAGGAUGCCUUGAAAGCGCUGAGGCUCUCUCGUCAGCAAUGCCGGGGGGCAGCAUCUGGCAUUCCCACCUGGACCGGACACAGGGGUGUUUCUGGUGCACCCGCAGGAAUAAAGAACAGGUUUGGUCAGAAAAGGAACUCCAACCUCACUGUGCAGCGCCCUUCGUCGUUAACAGAAAAGAGUCAGAAUGAGAAAAAGGAGGGGAAAGCUCAGGCCCCUGAGCACUUCAGUGGCAAAGAAGAUGGAGCGUCUUUGUCUGGAGCCCCCAGUUCCUCCUCACUCUUGGCCAGAAUGCGAGCAAGAAACCACCUGAUUCUGCCAGAGCGCUUGGAGAGUGACAGCGGGCACCUUGCUGAGGCUGCUGCCCUGCCCUCCUCCAGCACAGAACACGACGACCUUCUGGUAGACAUGAGGAACUUCAUUGCUUUCCAGGCCCAGGUGGAUGGCCAGGCCAGCACUCAGGAGAUCCUACAGGAGUUUGAAUCCAAGCUGUCCGUGGCACAGUCCUGUGUCUUCCGAGAACUAUUGAGAAAUCUGUGCAAUUUCCACAGAACUCCUGGUGGUGAAGGGAUUUGGAAACUGAAGCCAGAAUACUGCUAAAUAGCAGCACUUCCUAGACUUUUUCAAAUGGAAAUCUUGGCUCACCAGUCCUGUGAUUAGUGAUCGUGUGUGUGUGUGUGUGUGUGUGUGUGUGUGUGUGUGUGUGUGUGCGCGCGCGCGCACCUAAGGUACCUAAGGUCAUGGCUCCAUUUAGUGUCUACUGUGUCGUCUACCUCAAGACUAAAACUUGAAGAAGAAAAUACUUGGAGGUUUUAGUUUUGUUUCGUCUUGUUUGUUUUCUUUUGGUGGCACUGUGGAUUAUACUAUAAAACUAGGGACCUAACAUUUAUUUAAUGAAGCAAAUAUAUUUCUUUUUUUUUUUUUUUUUUUCUUUUUUGGGUUUUUUUUUUUUUUUUGAGACAGGGUUUCUGUGUGUCACUUUAUAGACCAGGCUGGGCUCGAACUCACAGAGAUCCUCCUUUUUCUGCCUCUCCCCAAGUGUAAAGGUGUGCACUAUAACGCCCAGCUUGCAAAUAUAUUUCUUAACUCAAAAGAUGCUGUCAGGGAGCAUAUUCUAUUAAGAAUAGAUACGGUUCUUCUCACUGGUGCUGGGAACAAGCCUUUUGUUUAUCCCGCCCACCCCAUCCCAUAAAGUCACUUCAUCAGUACCUGAUAACCUCAGUGUCUUAAUGCAGAGCCUGUAAAUGUUUCUGGCCUCAUGCAGAAAGACUUACUAGCCGUCAAAUCAUUAAUUAUCUGUCAAUAACUAUCUAUAGUACUUUCAAAUCAGUGGGUUUGGGUGUUGUUUAUUUUAAAUGGUGCUGGAGGAUAGACUCUGGUGCCUUGCUCAUGCUAAGCCUGCGCUGUACCACCAAGUUCAUACAUGUGCGCCGAGAAGGAAGAGUGUUUACUGCCCCGUGUCAUCAUUAUCUAGAGACUAUAAAAGAGGUUUGUUUAACUAGGGCAAUACAUUCUAAAGUUUAGUACUUGGCUCAGAAGGAAGUCGCAACACCUGUCUCCUUCUGGGAGGUUCUUUGCUUAUUCUUCUAGCCUGUAAGGAAAUGCUGCUGUCCUCUCGGGCUGCUGUGCUGAGCUGACGUGUGCAUCGGUGCUUUAUGCCUGCAGUGUCUGAGGUCUGAGUUGUGUAGGGCUAGAGCCGCUGUAGACAUCUCUCAGGUGUCGAAGGUUGCCCACCGUGCCGUAAGGUGAGGGGUCCAUGUCCCACCUCUGCCGCUGACCUGCCCAGCCUGGGGGGGUUGAGUCUCAGGUCUGGAAACAUGAUCAUCCAGCAACCGGGAGAAACCUAGGGACCAGUGCUCCAAGUUAGAAGAAUAUAUAGGACCUCUAUAUGCUGAACUGCAGUCUGACUUUUUGAACAUUAAAUGCUCUGUGCGGUGUAAAUAGAUUUAAUGUGUUAAACAUGUUAUAUAAUUACAAUUAAAAGAUUUUUAAAAUACCAGCGUUUUACUAGAUUGUCCCUGUUAAAAGCUUUCAAGCACUCUCUGCCUUUCCACCCCAACCCGGUUGUGCUGCUGUUCCAGAUCCUGUGCGGUUGCCCAGGCAUUUACAUGGCCGCCGGUGUGGGCUGCUCCUUCCAGUCUUGAGUUUUACCUGGACUCAUGACUGCUCAGCUGAUAAUUGCUUCUCAGCCUCCCUAGCAGGUAAUUGUGGCCACAUGACAGUUCUAGGCAGUAAGAUGAAAAUUUUCCAGUUUGGAGCUCAGACAAAGAGCCGUGCACUGCCCUGAGAGCCCCUUCUUUUGCUGGCUAGGAUGUCUGUGAGAGCCUCACGGGUCUCCUGGUGUUUCAAGAGGGUGUGUGUGCAGGUCAGGUACGGCUGUCUUUUUGACCUGUUACCUAAGAGUGGAAUCAAUGAAUUUUUGUUUAACAUUGUAGUAGAGACUGUUUUAAUACAUAUUGAUUUGAUGCAUGUCAUAAUACAAUAAAAUUUUCCUGUUACAUCUA
Psammomys obesus (fat sand rat) is the source of this 6459-nucleotide messenger RNA. It is a transcript of the gene Ercc6, whose product is annotated as ERCC excision repair 6, chromatin remodeling factor. The record is from RefSeq and is a predicted model, not a curated record. Gene Ontology annotation, cellular component: nucleus. The transcript is spliced from 22 exons. Gene Ontology annotation, molecular function: ATP-dependent chromatin remodeler activity; ATP binding. NCBI's taxonomy places the organism in Eukaryota, Metazoa, Chordata, Mammalia, Rodentia, Muridae. Gene Ontology annotation, biological process: transcription-coupled nucleotide-excision repair. Bases 137 to 4555 code for a protein of 1472 amino acids.